AUGACGACGACGGUGAGCGCCCUUGGGCCUUCCAUCUACGAAGUCCUCGGCCAUUUCAAACCAAACAUCGCGUUUCUCAAAGCUUUCUUCUCGACAUGGCUGAAGCUCGACCUGACGACCCUCGCUGCCGCGCUCACCAUCUUCAAUACCAUUUCAGGCGCCGCAGGCAUUGUUAAGGCCUUAGCGAUGAAGACCUAUUGGUACUUUACGAAGUUCUUCACCGCUUCGAUCUCCAUCGCUCCUAGCGAUAAGCUGAACCGAGAGAUCUUGAACUGGAUCGGGUCACAGGUUCUCACCCGCCAGGGAACCCGAAUUCUGACUGCACGAACGGAAACGAUCGAGAACAACCCUUACUAUUUUAGGAGGGCACCGACGGAGAGAAAUGAUUUGAUUCAGGAGAAACGAGUACCGGUUCAGUACCUACCAACCUUCGGAACGACCUGGUUCGUAUUUGAGCGCAGGAUCUUCCUGGUGAAGCGUAUCUCUCCCCGUAAUAGUGCCGGAUCAGUGCCUGAUGAGUAUGCCGCUGCUCCAAGUGGCAAAGAACCACUUGUUGUGAUGGUCCUGGGAAGCGAUGUGGCUCCGAUCAAGCGCUUUCUCGACCACUGCCGUGAGUUUGCCGACAAGCAACGGGAGGCAUACAUCACCGUGCACGCUUCAAAGUCGGAAUAUCAUGGCGAAGCUUGGGAUACUACCAUCCUGAGACCCAUUCGGCCGAUCGAGACGGUCCAUUUUGACGAGACCACCAAGUCCGAACUUGUCGCAGAUAUUGAGAGCUACCUGGACCCCGUCACCCGCAGAUUCUAUAAUACUAGGGGGAUACCUUAUAGGAGAGGUUACUUGUUCCAUGGUACUCCUGGGACAGGGAAGACUUCGCUUUCCCUUGCCCUCUCCGGUAAAUUCGGUCUUGAUCUAUAUCUGCUGCAUAUCCCCAGUAUUCGUGAGGACAUGGAGCUAGAAAGAUUGUUCACUGCGUUGCCUCCUCGCUGCAUCGUGUUACUUGAGGACAUUGACGCCGUGGGAAUGAGACGCCAGCCCGUCAUGGGUAUGAAGAAAGAGAAAGGUAAGAAAGAGGAAGAUGGCGGUGAGAAAGAAGAUUCGGAAGACGAUUCGGAAGAUGAUUCGGAAGAUGAGACUGAAGAUGAAGACAAGGUGGCACUUCGCUGUCGCUGUACCUUGUCCGGCCUCCUGAACGUCCUGGAUGGAGUAACAUCUCAAGAAGGACGAAUCGUAAUCAUGACCUCCAACCACGCGAAGAAGCUUGACAAAGCACUCCGCAGAACUGAUGUUCCUCCGGAUGUAUACUCCGGACGCAAGUGCCGCCCCUCUCAACUCUCCGCUACUCGAAGACGGUGUCUGGAGAAAUUGUCUCUGGAGUUCAAAAUUCAUAUUCCGGACAACAUGUUCACCCCUGCGCAGCUGCAGGGGUUUCUGCUGAACCAUCGCAGCUCUGCCUCGGCGGCGGCGAGGUACAUCAAGGACUGGGUAAGAGAAGAGAAGGACAAGACGGAUGAGGCGAGGCAGAGAUCCAGGCAGAUUGCGCAGUGGAAGAAGAAGAAUAAGAAGGAGAGAGCUUUGAAGGCGUUCACGAGCAGUGUGGGAGGACCACCUGGUGGAAUGGAGGCGCGAGCAGCGGCGAUCAUACGAGCAAGUGAAUUGGAGAGAGAGAAGCGGAUUGAAGAAAAGGAGAUGAAUAAAGCCAUCAAGAAUGGCGAGCUUAUUCUCGAUGGGAAGGGAACCGGGCCGGUGGACAAAUCGGAAGAAGCUUCCGGGCCGACGGAGCUGAGUGGUAAUGAGGGCGUUGGGACUAAAGAAGAUGUGAAGGUGGAAGUGCGGGAGGAGACUGAAUCAACGAGUCCCAAGGCAGAGCCAAAUCCGACAUCUCACUCGCCGGAUUUGCGAAAGUGUUUCAUCGAUGUCCGCGGUAUCCACCAUCCCCCUGUGAAAGUUGGGACAUCCAGAAUUCCUGCGUCGAUAUUCUUGCCUCAAUAUUCUAGAAAGCACCGAUACUCAACUCGACCACACAUCUCAAACUCCAAGAAGCUAGCCUUUCCAAAGUACCUAAAAGUCUCGCAAGAAAACCCCCAACUACUCUCUACUUCCAGCUCUAGGCUUCAUAAAUCUCUGGACGAGGCCAGCAGCGUCCUCAGAGACCCUCUACCUUCAAUCCGCCCGCCCCGUCCAUAG
This is a messenger RNA of Drepanopeziza brunnea f. sp. 'multigermtubi' MB_m1, 2187 nucleotides long. Lineage: Eukaryota; Fungi; Ascomycota; Leotiomycetes; Helotiales; Drepanopezizaceae. The record is from RefSeq and is a predicted model, not a curated record.